This is a messenger RNA of Adineta steineri, 2418 nucleotides long. Lineage: Eukaryota; Metazoa; Rotifera; Eurotatoria; Adinetida; Adinetidae. The record is from the annotation of a GenBank genome assembly.
AUGGCUACUAUGAUGCGUUAUAAAGAAUUAGUUGGUGGUACGAGUAAAAAACAAAAUUGGAAAGGUUUAAGUAUUGCGUUUGUUGUCAUUGCUGUUAUAUGUUUAUUUAUUCUUUGUGCAAUUUAUCUAACAACUGGGGAUAAAACAACAUCGUCUAAUGAUCUUAUCGCACUCAAUGAAGACGAUAUAUUCAAAAUUAAAGUACCUAAACCAUGGAAUGGUACAUGGAUAUCGGAUACAUAUUUUUCUUAUAUGGAUACAAAAGAUUCAAUAUGGAUUUAUAACUGUGAUAAAUUACAAGGAGAAUUAUUAUUUGAUAGAAAUAUUAUUCAACAAGGAAAUAUUGGACAUGGAAUUGUUUCACCAUCAAGUCGUUAUAUUCUUGCACCAGUAUUUAAAGAAAAAAGUCAUCAAUAUUAUACUGAUUAUCAAUAUGAUUUAUAUGAAAAAUCGAAAAAAAUUGUAUCAAUCGCACUUCCUGAUGGUCAAGCAGCACCAUUAUCAGCUGUUUUAUAUUCAAAUUCGGAUAAUUUUUUUGCUUUUAUUCAUAGUUUUAAUGUUUAUGUAUAUGAUAUUGCAAAGACAACAAGUAGUAAAGCAACAUCAGAUGGAAAUCGGGAUACAGUUCAUAAUGGUCUAGUAGAAUGGAUUUAUGAAUAUGAAAUUUUCAAUCGAAAUGUUCUUCUAUUUUGGUCUCCCAAUGAUCGUUAUUUGGCGUUUAUUAAAAUAAAUUUAGAAAAUGUUUCAAAAAAUCAUUUUCUUCGAUACGAUUUUUCACAUAAUAGUAAUGAUCAAUAUUCAAUCCCAUAUCCAAAAUUUGGUGAUACGCUUCCAUUACUUGAUGUAUACAUCUACAGUAUUAAAUCAGGAAAAACUAUUCGUGUACCACGUCCGAUUGAAUACGAAAAAUUAAAAUCUGAUUUAUACAUCUACCAUGUUGUUUGGUCUUGUGAUACAUGUUUAUCAAUUGUCUAUAGUACUCGUAGACAAGAUUCUAGUAUAAUACAAUUAUAUGAAAUACAAACAAUAAAUAAUGAUAAUGAUAAAAUCAUAUAUAAAUCACGUUAUGUUGAAGAAACACGAAAAGGUACAUUAUUACCACGUUUUCUCAAACCAACUUUUUCACCAUCGGGUGCAUAUGGUUUUAUUAUACGAUUUGAUCCGUUAAAUAUUAAUAAAUCAACACAAAAAGCUUAUCCACAUGUUGUUCGAAUACAUUUUAAUCAAACACAACCACAAAUUGAUGCAACAUCACCAUUAAAUAUAUCUGCUGAUGAAAUAAUUCAUGUAGAUAAAUUUAACUAUGUCUAUUUCACUGGUUCACCUCAAAAUCAUUCUUUAGAGCGACAAGUUUACCGAUGGAAUUAUAUGAAUACUAAACUGGAUGCAGAAUGUAUUUCAUGUCAUGAUGGAAAUGAAUCAUGUGGUUAUGCAAAUGCACAAUUUAGUCAUGGCAAAGGUAGUUAUUAUAUACUUGAAUGUUAUGGACCAUCAAUUCCUUUUUCAACAUUAUAUAAUCGAACGGGAAGACUUGAAUUAAUUAAUGAAAAUAGUCCAUUUCGUACAUGGAUAAGUCAUCGUUUAAUGCCUCAUGUUGAUUAUUUUUCAGUACCACUAGAUGAUAAAAAUACAGUCGGUCAUGGAAUGAUUAUAUUUCCUCCAACAUACAAUCCUAAUGUUACAAUUGCAUCAUAUCCUGUUGUUGUUUCAAUAAAUGAUCGAUUAUACGAUCAAAGAGUGACUAAAAAAUAUGCUCUACCAUUGUUUGAAUUUGCUCAUGUAACAUACGAUAAUAUAAGUAUUGUAUUAUUUGAUGCACAUGGUAGCACUGGAGACGAUGAAAAUCUUUUAAAAAAUAAUAUUCCUGAUUGGUUUCGAAGACAAUAUCUAGAUUAUAUUAAAGUUGCCCAACAUUUGAAAUAUCAUGAAAAGAAAUUUAAAGAAAUAUUAAAUAGUACCCAAUUUGGCCUGAAAGCACGAGGUCCUGCUGCUGUUAUUGCAUUAAAAUUACUUGAAGAACCUCAUAAAGAUAAAUUUGAAUAUAAUUGUGCAUUUCUUGAAUCUCCUGUCAAUGAUUUAUCUCAUUAUCAUGCUAUUUAUACUGAACGUAUCAAUGGAUUAGAAACCCAUGUUAAAUCAUCGCGUCGAUUAGAUAUUCAAAAUAAAAGUAUAGCUGUCGUACAUGGAACAGCCGAUGAGGAUGUUCAUUUUAAACAUUCAGCAGCAUUAGCUAAAUCAUUUAUUGCAGCUAAUGUUAAUUUUCAAUUUAAAGUUUAUCCGGAUGCAAAUCAUGAUUUUGAAAAAGAUCGAAGGUUGCAUAGUGAUUAUUUUCAUUUUCAACGUCGAUUUUUUCAAGAUUGUCUUGGUAGUCGUGUUAAUAAAGAACGAAAACCAGUCAUACCAGAAGAAUAUGAAUGA